CCAGCACCGUUCUUUGUCAUUUUCGUAGACGCUGUCCAGCCUGCCCAGCACUAGCAGGCCACAAUGCCGCUUAUUCCAUAAGUGUACCCGCCGAUCCCGUAUAUAUUGUAAAUCCUAGCAUACAUAUACAUAUAUAACUUCUUUGGCCGCCCUCACCCCGACUCCCCUCUGCCCUCCGGCGCAUUUCGCCAUGGCCCCGACAUAUAUCCAAGUCCCUCAAAGGGAAGAAUUACGGACUUCCCUCGACGUGCCUGUUAGAUGGGCCACCACAACUCUACGAGUUGGGGGUAUGACCUGCGGCGCAUGUACUUCGUCCGUUGAAGCUGGCUUCAAGGGAGUUCAAGGCGUCGGCAAUGUGUCUGUCAGCUUGGUUAUGGAGCGCGCCGUAGUCAUGCACGACCCCCAACGAAUAUCCGCCGAUCAGGUUAAAGACAUCAUCGAGGACCGCGGGUUCGAAGCCGAAGUACUUUCCACAGAUAUACCUUCGCCCAUGGCGACACCGAAACACCCCCCUGCACACCAUGAAGAAGAUGACGGUUCUUUAACCACCGUCACUACCGUUGCGGUCGAAGGUAUGACAUGUGGAGCUUGCACGUCUGCUGUAGAAGGGGGCUUCGCCGAUGUUAGCGGAGUCAAGCAUUUCAGCAUCUCGUUAUUGUCUGAGCGAGCGGUUAUAGAGCAUGAUGCCGCGCUGUUACCCGUUGAUAAGAUUAUCGAGAUUAUUGAAGAUCGAGGGUUUGGUGCUACGUUGGUUGAUAGCGAGGAGACGAAACCUAGGAAAGAGGUUGUAUCAGACUUCGGCGAAGCUAAAUCUCCUUUCGCCACAACCACGGUUGCCAUUGAGGGAAUGACUUGUGGCGCCUGUACUUCCGCCGUGGAGGGUGGAUUUACUGGCCUCGAUGGCAUUCUACGAUUCAAUAUCAGCUUAUUAGCCGAGAGAGCUGUUAUAACACACGACCCAGCAAAGGUACCAUCAGAUAAAAUCGCUGAGAUUAUUGAAGAUAGGGGAUUUGAUGCCAGGAUACUCUCAACUGUGCUAGACAGUUCCGACCCAACCACGUCAUCUUCCGCCCAAUUCAAGAUUUACGGGAAUCCAGACGCUGCUGCUGCUAAGGGCAUUGAAAACGCCCUUCUAGCUCUCCCUGGCGUAGGCUCAGCCAAACUUAGCCUUGCCACGUCAAGGCUUACCGUAUCUCAUCAACCUGGUAUCACUGGUCUGCGUACGAUUGUCGAAACGGUUGAAAGUCUAGGCUUCAACGCCUUGGUUGCGGACAACGAUGAUAAUGAUGCUCAGCUGGAGUCCUUGGCGAAGACGAGAGAGAUUCAAGAGUGGAAGAGAGCCUUCCAAGUCUCACUCACGUUCGCAUUACCCGUCUUCUUUAUCGGCAUGAUCUUUCCAAUGCUUUUACCUAUCCUGGAUUUUGGUGGUUUAGAACUUCUUCCCGGCCUUUUCCUCGGCGAUGUUAUCUGCUUGGUUUUGACGAUACCUGUUCAGUUUGGCAUUGGAAAGCGCUUUUACAAAUCAGCAUACAAGUCCGUGAAGCACGGGUCUCCAACUAUGGACGUUUUGGUUGUACUGGGCACAUCCGCUGCCUUCUUUUUCAGUUUAUUUGCUAUGCUUGUCUCAUUCCUGUUCCCGCCGCACUCUCGACCAAACACUAUCUUUGACACCAGCACAAUGUUGAUCACGUUCAUCACAUUGGGGCGAUUCUUGGAGAAUCGAGCAAAAGGACAAACGUCGACAGCUCUUUCGAGACUCAUGUCCCUGGCACCAUCUAUGGCCACUAUCUACACAGAUCCAAUUGCGGCCGCAAAGGCUGCCGAAGCCUGGGACUUACAACCUGCUUCGGGAGAGUCAAAGGGAAAUGCGCAUGAGGGCAGUGCGACUGAGGAGAAAAUAAUUCCUACUGAACUCAUCUCAGUGGGCGAUAUUGUUAUUAUACGGCCUGGGGACAAAAUCCCCGCUGAUGGGACCAUUGUGCAAGGCGAGACCUAUGUUGAUGAAAGCAUGGUCACUGGCGAGGCUAUUCCUGUACAGAAGAAGAAGGGCAGCAAUGUUAUUGGGGGCACAGUAAACGGUCAUGGACGCGUAGACUUUCGAGUUACGAGAGCUGGCCGAGACACACAGCUAAGCCAAAUCGUCAAGCUGGUUCAGGAUGCGCAGACGACUCGAGCACCAAUUCAACGACUUGCUGAUACUUUGGCCGGCAUUUUCGUACCCACUAUUCUUAUUCUGGGUGGCUUAACUUUUAUUACUUGGAUGAUUCUUAGUCACGUUCUGAAGGACCCGCCCAAGAUAUUCCUCGAGGAGACGAGCGGUGGUAAGUUCUUUGUGUGUGUCAAACUGUGCAUCUCCGUGAUAGUUUUUGCUUGUCCUUGUGCCUUAGGCCUGGCCACCCCCACGGCGGUCAUGGUUGGUACUGGAGUUGGCGCGGAAAACGGAAUACUUGUUAAAGGCGGCGCGGCCCUGGAGAUGAGUACCAAGAUUACACAAGUUGUCCUCGAUAAAACGGGCACCAUCACAUACGGCAAAAUGAGUGUAGCGGUUGCCAAACUACCUUCAGUUUGGCAAGGCGAUGGAUGGCGUCGACGACUCUGGUGGACUGUUGUGGGUCUGGCCGAGUCCAGCAGUGAGCAUCCUAUUGGCAAGGCCAUCCUUGGGGCAGCUCGCUCGGAGCUUGGACUUGAUCACGAAGGCACCAUCGAAGGCAGUAUCGGCGAUUUCAGCGCUGUUGUUGGACGCGGUAUCAGUGCGACGGUAGAGCCGGCAACAAGCGCCGAGCGUACACGCUAUCGCAUUUUGAUUGGAAGCGUCCGCUUCCUUAGUGAGAACAGCGUUGAUGUACCGGAGGCUGCCGUCGAGGACUCUGAAGAGAUUAACACAAAGGCGAACGCUUCUAACAAAUCUACCUCGUCUGCUGGAACCACCAACAUUUUCAUCGCUAUCGACGGUACUUACGCCGGUCACCUCUGCUUGGCGGAUACCAUCAAAGAAGGGGCAACUGUAGCAAUUGCUGCUCUGCAUCGUAUGGGAAUAAAGACAGCUAUUGUCACGGGCGACCAGCGAUCGACUGCUCUCGCAGUGGCGUCUCAAGUUGGCAUCGCGGCUGAUGACGUCUUUGCUGGUGUAUCUCCUGAUCAGAAGCAGGAAAUCAUUCUUCAGCUUAAGGACAAGGGAGAAUGCGUUGCUAUGGUCGGCGAUGGCAUCAACGACUCGCCUGCCUUGGCUACAGCUGACGUCGGCAUUGCGAUGGCAAGCGGAACUGAUGUCGCAAUGGAAGCGGCCGACGUUGUGUUAAUGCGCCCCAACCAAUUAAUGGAUGUCCCCGCGGCACUGUGCCUGGCACGAACCAUCUUCACUCGUAUCAAGCUCAAUCUUGCUUGGGCGUGCGUCUAUAACCUAAUUGGGUUACCUUUCGCUAUGGGCAUAUUCCUACCUCUUGGAUUCCAUCUCCACCCCAUGGCCGCCGGCGCCGCCAUGGCCACGAGCAGUGUUAGUGUUGUUGUCAGCUCCCUACUGCUGAAGUUCUGGAAACGACCUGGCUGGAUGGAUGAAGCCCUUCUGGCGGAGAAGGGCGGACUCAAGAAGCGUGGACGUGGCUGGGGUUUCGACAGAAUUGUUACUAGAGUCCAAGACUUCUUCGGCUCAUUGUUUGGAAAGAAGACCAAUAGGGACGAAGGCUAUGUGCCUUUAGCUACAUUAGAUCAUGCUGACGCAUGAGGGCUAACCUGAAUAUCAUGAGGUACGGCGUAAUGCGGUUUUGGUAUUUUCCCACAUUAGGUUUACGUGGGCAGCACAUAUCCUCUCUUUUUGUACAUAUGUCAUCAUACCUUAGAUAAGUACUUAUUAAAGAAUCAUAUGUAACCCAUUUUACGUGUUGUAUGCAAGUUUAUAU
Messenger RNA from Xylaria bambusicola, 3896 nucleotides. RefSeq names its product heavy metal translocatin. NCBI's taxonomy places the organism in Eukaryota, Fungi, Ascomycota, Sordariomycetes, Xylariales, Xylariaceae. Gene Ontology annotation, biological process: copper ion homeostasis; monoatomic cation transport. The coding region runs from base 191 to 3721 and encodes 1176 amino acids. The record is from RefSeq and is a predicted model, not a curated record. Gene Ontology annotation, cellular component: membrane. Gene Ontology annotation, molecular function: ATP hydrolysis activity; ATP binding; P-type divalent copper transporter activity. The transcript has 2 exons.